AUCCCAUCUCCUGCUUUUCUCUCUACUGCUCUCGAUUCUUCUUCUUCUUCUUCCCAGAUUCUAUCCAUUCCUAAUCGACUUACCAGGCCCUUUUGCUGAACUCUGAGAUCGAACUUCCUCGCCAGUUUUGUUGCCAGCGCUAAUGGGUGUCCAGGAAAAGAAUGAAGGCACACUGUCAAACGGCUCAAUUGCAGCUAAUAAUUGCCUUUCCAAUGAUGGGACACAAUUGGAUCCACUGAUGCGAGUUAGCUCCCUAUCUUCCUAUGGCAAUGAAAAUGCAUUGAAGGUUAGGAAGCCCUACACUAUUUCAAAACAAAGGGAAAAAUGGACAGAGGAAGAGCAUCAGAGGUUCCUUGAAGCUCUGAAACUCUAUGGUCGUGGAUGGCGUCAGAUCAAAGAACAUGUAGGCACCAAAACAGCUGUUCAGAUCCGAAGCCAUGCUCAGAAAUUCUUCUCUAAGGUAGUGCGAGAGUCUAGUGGUAGCAAUGAGAGCUCCAUUAACCCAAUUGAGAUUCCUCCACCUCGACCGAAAAGGAAGCCACUGCAUCCUUACCCUCGCAAAGCGGUCGAUUCUCUCAAGGCAAUAUCAGUUGCAAGAGAAUCAGAGAGGUCUCCAUCCCCAAACCUCUCACUUGCUGAAAAAGAGACCCAAUCCCCCACUUCUGUACUGACUGCAUUCAGUUCAGAUGAUCAAAUUUCUGCGGUUUCGGAGCAACAUAAUAGAUGCCAAUCACCUAUUUCGCAAGCUGUUGACAUGCAGUCAACUAGACUUUCUCCUGUUAAGAAGGGGGAGCUGUACCCACCAUCAAAAUCAAAUGGAGGAGAAGAAAAAGGAAUGCUAUCGCUCGAAUCAUCCUCAGAGCGGUUUCCAGAAGACUUCUUAACUCUGAAAUUCAAGCCAGGAUCAGCAUGUAAGAAAGUGGAUAACAAGUUGCAUACUUCUGUUAGAAGCAUAAAGCUUUUUGGAAGGACUGUAAUGGUAACUGAUGAGAAGCAACCAUCCCCUCAUGGUUUUGAAUUCACUAAAUCGUUAGCAUUUGAUGGUGACAGUAAGAAUAAGUGUAAAGUGUAUGCUGAGAAGCCUGUUCAGACCCUACCUUCAAAACAUAUGGAUGUAAGUUUAGCUCUUGGAAUGGAUAACAAUGGUGAUUGGAAUAUGUCACCUGAUGGAGCACCUACAUUAGCGUUAGGGAAUCAGGACAAAAGUGUCCCCUAUGUUAAGGCGAUGCCAAAUGCUCCUCAAACUUGUUGGUCUUUGUAUCAAAAUGUACCGUAUUUUUAUCUUGCUCCAUCUGAUCAAACUUCAACUGGAACAUGUACUGACCAUGUUAUGGAAGAAAGGAUCCAAAAUGACAAUUCCCUGGAGAGUUCUUGUGCGGAUUCAUGUUCUGGCUCCCCCAGUAAGGAUAAAAAUGAAACCCAGAGUCCAGAAGUAGAAUGUCAAGUGCCUUCUUCGAUAGGAAGAGGUAAUGCAAAUGAGAGUAAGAAAGGGUUUGUGCCUUACAAGAGAUGCUUGGCUCAGAGAGAGACAAGCUCUGUGCUGAUUGUUUCAGAAGAGAGAGAAGGUCGGAGAGCUCGAGUAUGCUCGUAACGUAGCUUCUGCAAAAUCAUAGUGGAAUUGGUCCAGCAACAGAUUUAAGG
Messenger RNA from Benincasa hispida (wax gourd), 1641 nucleotides. Its product is annotated as protein REVEILLE 7-like. The record is from RefSeq and is a predicted model, not a curated record. NCBI's taxonomy places the organism in Eukaryota, Viridiplantae, Streptophyta, Magnoliopsida, Cucurbitales, Cucurbitaceae. Gene Ontology annotation, molecular function: DNA binding.